Messenger RNA from Cutaneotrichosporon cavernicola, 687 nucleotides. RefSeq lists its product as uncharacterized. Lineage: Eukaryota; Fungi; Basidiomycota; Tremellomycetes; Trichosporonales; Trichosporonaceae. Gene Ontology annotation, molecular function: phosphatidic acid transfer activity. The record is from RefSeq and is a predicted model, not a curated record. The transcript is spliced from 4 exons. Gene Ontology annotation, cellular component: mitochondrial intermembrane space. Gene Ontology annotation, biological process: phospholipid transport. The coding region runs from base 1 to 687 and encodes 228 amino acids.
AUGGUCCAGUUUUACCGCAAGACUCAUACCUAUCCCGAACCUCCCCCAACACCCCUCCUCGCCUUCUUCCUGCGUUAUCCAAACCCGUUCGCACGGCACGUCCUAUCAGUCGACGUCCUCGAACGAACAGUAGACCCGAGCACGGGGCGCAUCAAGACUGUCCGCCUAAUCCUCAAGCGCGGGAUUGUACCCCAAUGGGCGUCCAAGUUCCUCCCCGUCGCCAAGGCCUCUGGCGGACGAGGCCUCGACGCCUGGGUGCUGGAAGAGAGCGUCGUCGACCCACCCGGAUGGGGGAAAGAUCCGGAGGAAGCCUUGGCAGCUGGACCGCCCACACACCAUGUGGGCAGCGAGAUGCUGGCGUCGUACAGGGAGCAGCCGCGCUUGCGGGUGUGGCAAGCGAAUCUGAGCUUCAAAAAGUUCAUGCAUGUCAUCGAAGGGGGUGAGCUGUGUGCUGGCCCCGAUGGAUCAACAAUGCAUCACACUACCGCUGAGGUGCGGUCGCAGUUCGGCGGAUCGUGGUCCCAGAUUCUGCGGGACAAGAUUGAGUCCUAUGGCAUUGGCAAGUUUGAAGGCAACACUGAACAUUCGCGUAAGGGCAUGUCUCUCAUCCUCGGCCUACUUCGCCGGCGUGAGAUGGCCAACGGAUCAAUCGACACGUCCAAGCUCAAGCCCGAGGACGCACCAUAA